Theobroma umbraticum is the source of this 1941-nucleotide messenger RNA. Its product is annotated as 5'-3' exoribonuclease 3-like. Gene Ontology annotation, biological process: nuclear-transcribed mRNA catabolic process. Gene Ontology annotation, molecular function: RNA binding; 5'-3' RNA exonuclease activity; zinc ion binding. Gene Ontology annotation, cellular component: nucleus. The record is from RefSeq and is a predicted model, not a curated record. Lineage: Eukaryota; Viridiplantae; Streptophyta; Magnoliopsida; Malvales; Malvaceae.
AAACCUGCUCGCUCCAUAAUUCCAAGACCAGAACGACCUUGCCCAUAUUCAAAGACGUAAACACCCCUAUGCUUCUUUAUUUCUGUAUCCGCUAAAUCUCGUAGGGGUAUUAUUGUCUUGUAAGUUUGUCACCGUGCCCUAAUUCGCCGUUGCAGCAACAGCCUCACAAGACCAGAAGCUAGAAAACAAAACUCGAAAGCAAGCCUAGGUUUCCUUCUUUCUCUUAUUUUUAUCGAUUUUAGGGUUAGGGUUUUCGUCUUUGGUAUUCGCUUUUAUUAGAGAUCCGCGAGAGAUUGGAAUUGGGGGGGAUUGGCGAUGGGAGUGCCAGCGUUCUACAGAUGGUUAGCGGAGAAGUAUCCGCUGGUUAUAAUGGACGUUAUCGAGGAAGAACCGGUGGUUAUCGACGGCAUCUCGAUUCCGGUUGAUACGAGUAAACCUAACCCCAACAAACUCGAAUUCGAUAAUCUUUAUCUCGACAUGAACGGGAUCAUUCAUCCUUGUUUCCACCCCGAGGACAGACCUUCGCCGACAACUUUUGAUGAAGUAUUUCAGUGCAUGUUUGAUUACAUUGAUAGAUUGUUUGUUAUGGUCCGUCCUCGGAAGCUUUUAUUUAUGGCCAUCGAUGGCGUUGCCCCUCGGGCCAAAAUGAACCAGCAGCGCUCUAGGCGAUUUAGAGCUGCAAAAGAUGCUGCAGAGGCGGCAGCUGAAGAAGCGAGGCUACGAGAGGAGUUUGAGAGGGAGGGCAGAAGGCUUCCUCCUAAAGAGGAAUCACAACUUUUUGAUUCAAAUGUUAUUACACCUGGCACUCCAUUUAUGGCUGUUUUGUCAAUUGCUUUGCAGUACUAUAUCCACCUUAGAUUAAAUUAUGAUCCUGGAUGGAAAACUACCAAGGUUAUUCUCUCUGAUGCAAAUGUUCCUGGUGAAGGAGAACAUAAAAUUAUGUCAUACAUUCGGCUCCAAAGGAACCUUCCUGGUUUUAAUCCAAAUACACGCCAUUGCCUGUAUGGUUUGGAUGCUGAUUUAAUUAUGUUGGCCUUGGCCACUCAUGAAGUUCAUUUUUCAAUCCUCCGAGAGGUUGUCUUUACCCCUGGACAAGAUAAAUGCUUCCUGUGUGGUCAGAUGGGCCAUGUAGCAGCAGAUUGUGAAGGAAAGGCAAAGCGGAAGGCUGGAGAAUUUGAUGAGAAAGGUGAUGGAAAAGCUGUGGCCAGAAAGCCUUACCAGUUUCUGAACAUAUGGACACUUAGGGAGUAUCUGGAAUAUGAGAUGAGAAUCCCCAACCUUCCUUUUGAAAUGGACUUGGAGCGUGUUGUGGAUGAUUUUAUAUUCAUGUGCUUCUUUGUUGGCAAUGAUUUUUUACCUCAUAUGCCCACACUAGAGAUUCGUGAGGGUGCAAUCAACUUGUUAAUGGCAGCAUACAAGAAGGAAUUGAGGUCAUUGGGUGGUUAUUUGACCAAUGGAAGCAAGCCAAAUUUGAGCAGGGUAGAGCAUUUUAUCCAGGCUGUGGGAUCCUAUGAAGAUAAAAUAUUCCAGAAAAGAGCACGAUUGCAUCAGCGUCAAGCAGAAAGAAUCAAGCGGGAAAAAGCACAAGCUAGAAGAGGAGAUGAUGUGGAGCCUCAAAUUCAACCUGAUUCUCUGGUUCCAGUUGCUAGAUUUCAUGGUUCCCGUCUUGCCUCGGGCCCUUCACCUGCACCAUUUCAGCAAACAAUGGAGUCUAAUGGUAAUGGAUCCUCUGGUCAGCCACACAAAGUGCGACGUUUAUCGUCAGGGGCCACUAUUGGUGCUGCUAUUGUCGAAGCAGAGGAUAGUAUUGAAACAGAAGUACAUGAGAACAAAGAAGAAUUGAAAGCAAAACUUAAGGAGUUGAUCCGUGACAAAUCUGAUGUUUUUAACUCCAAAAAUCACGAGGAAGAUAAGGUUUGCAUAUGAUAUUAUCUAUUCAUA